This is a messenger RNA of Plasmodium gonderi, 1131 nucleotides long. Its product is annotated as variable surface protein. The coding region runs from base 1 to 1131 and encodes 376 amino acids. The transcript is spliced from 3 exons. Lineage: Eukaryota; Apicomplexa; Aconoidasida; Haemosporida; Plasmodiidae. The record is from RefSeq and is a predicted model, not a curated record.
AUGCAAUGCAUAAUGGCUCAGGCAAGUGAUGUGAACACAAAAAUUUCUUUUGGUUCUAUAUUUCCCGAAUGUUCAAACGAUUAUAAUUUUGCCAAAGAUAUGUAUCGUGAUAUUUUACAAAGAGAUGGAUUGAGCCAUGUUUGCGCUCAUUUCGGUAAAUCAGUAACUAUAUACCAAGGAAAUUGGUCGCAAUACAUAUCACCAUGCAUUGAUCUUGGUCAUUAUUUAUAUCAUAUAAAACAUAAAAAGGAUAAAAAUAAUAUAAAAUCAUAUUGCAUAUAUUUUAGUUACAAGUUAAAAGAAGCUGUUUCCUAUAAUAAUAAUAAUUGUAAGAGUAUAGAUGAAUGUUACCAAAAGUUUAUAGCAGCAAAAAGAAAUGAAAAAAUAGACGUACUUAAUAUAUGCCAGGGAUAUAUUAUAAAUAUUGAUGAUAAUACAUAUAAAAUAUUUCAAUAUCUGGAUAAAUUAUAUGAAACUGUUUAUAAAAGAAAUAAUGGGAAGAGAUGGAUAUGCUGGAGUCAAGAUAUAAGAAACUAUGCUCCAUAUAUGAGACAUUUAGAAUCAUGCAGUUUUAAGCAUGACAUCUAUUUCCAAGAAAUGCUUAAUAUACUUAAUGAUAGAUAUAUUAUGUUAUGCCCUCAAUUGGAAAAAAUUGAUCUCUUUAAAAACAUUCCUAGUCCUACCAUAAGUGGAAAAGAGGAAAAAAUCGAUGAACAACGAAAAAUCGAAGUAGAAGUGACAACCCAAGCAGAAGAAAAAAUCCCGUUAAAAGCAACAAACGGAAUAGAAGAAACAAUCCAAGUAGAUAAGAAAAGCCAAGGAGAGGUGGGAAGCCCAAUACAAUGGACUAGCGCACAACAUGGGACAAACACAGAAGGGAGAAUAACAUCAUCGCUAAGCACAGGCUUUAUUAUUUUACCCUUUAUUAUAUUAAUAAUUGUUUUCAUUUUGUAUAAGUAUACCCUAUGGGGCUCACUUGUACAACGAAGGGUACAGAAGUUAAAGAGAAUGUUCAUCAAAAAUAAGAAUAAUGUAUAUAGAGAUAUAAUGGAUUAUUUUGAAAAAACAUACCAGGAUUCAAUAAAUAGAAGGCGCCAUAUUUCUUAUAGCCAAGGAGGAUAUUACGUAUAA